Penaeus monodon (black tiger shrimp) is the source of this 1961-nucleotide messenger RNA. Its product is annotated as androgen-induced gene 1 protein-like. The coding region runs from base 126 to 833 and encodes 235 amino acids. The transcript is spliced from 5 exons. The record is from RefSeq and is a predicted model, not a curated record. Gene Ontology annotation, cellular component: membrane; endomembrane system. NCBI's taxonomy places the organism in Eukaryota, Metazoa, Arthropoda, Malacostraca, Decapoda, Penaeidae.
UCUGGCCAUCGAACACCGUCAGCAUUGCCGAGCCUAGGGCCAGCUCGAAGGGCGGCCAAUUCCUCAGUUCCCCCACCUCGACGGCAUUUUCUGUGGGCCGGUUGCCGCAGCGUCGAACUGCAGAGAUGGAGAUUUUUCAGACUUUACUUCACAGUGCCAUCUUCGCGGGCUAUGUCUAUGGGCUAUAUUAUGAUGUCAAGCCUCCUCAGGGCUCAGAAUAUGAAUCAGCUUUUUGGGCGAUGGGCGGAAGGUUUAAAUAUCUGACAUUUCUUGACGCGCUUCUGCAAUGUGGCUUCUUUGGACUAUGUGUUCUGAACGACUUCAUAGGCUCAGAAUCACCAGUGUAUGCACGAAGAAGUUUGCUGCAGAGGCUACGUGAUUGGCUCUUCACAUCUCUAGUAUUGCCAAUGGGAGUGUUUGUGUCUUGCAUAUUCUGGGCACUGUAUGCCGUUGAUCGUGAGCUCAUCUUUCCUGCAUCUCUCGACUCAUGGUUCCCAGGGUGGUUGAACCAUAUUAUGCACACGCUUCCAGCCGUUGGUGCCAUCGCAGAAUUAUACUCAGUGUGCCACUGUUUCCAAAAGGGGAUGAAGAUGUAUUAUCCUAUUCUAGUGGCAUACUUUCUCUAUCUGUCAUGGAUUUGCUACAUUGCAUAUGCAGCUGGUUUCUGGGUGUAUCCCGUGUUUGAGGUUCUGGAUAUGAAAGGCCGAACCAUUUUCCUCGCUGCACUACUGUUGCCCAAUCUCCUUUUUGUUCAUUUAGGACCCAGACUGCAUAACAUGAUUUGGGGGUCUUCUACAAAGAUGCAAGGAAAGAGAAAGGGAAAGAAGGAAUGAGUAUAGAGAUGAAAAAGGGAAUAUUAUUUACAAAAAAAAAUAGAAAUAGCAGAUUGAAUGUAUGGUAAAUUUGGUAACAAUAAUACUCAAGAGUGAUUAGAAACUGUAGAAUAUGGAUUGGAUAAUUAAUUUACUUUUGUCUGUUUUUCAGAAUAUGAGUGAUUUUUAGAAAUUUUAUUAAAGACAAUAAAGUCAGCUAACAGAGAAUCCAUACCCCGUUUCCAUAGUUAAGUAGUUGAUAGGUUCAUAUCUCUGAUCACAAUUUAUACAUGUUCUUCUAUGUAAAAAUCAUUGGAAAUUGGGAACGAACAUUUUAAUGAAUUUAAAGCAUCAUUGUGAUAUAUAAAGCAUAUAUUACAAAGUAGUUUUUGUAGGAACUGAUUAAGCUCUAAAUAUAGACUGUAUACAGUCUAUACAUAGUUUAUGCAGGGGAAGUAAAAGUAUACUGACAAGAGUUAUCAACUCGUAACUACUGCACAUCCAAGGUUACUACACCUGGAUAGCAUUGCCAUUACUAGACAUUAAUCUUUUUACCUAGACUCUGUUAAUGUCCUAUGAUUGUAAGCAUUAUAUGGAAAAUUGCUGUUGUGUAUGUUUUAUACCUGUUAUUAUCCCAUUGACAACAGUGGGACAAAAUGUUAACCAGCAGACAUGUAUAUACUAAAAAGAAAUUCCCUUGAUCUAUACAGCCUUAUUCUAGGUGUUUUCUAUGUAUCAUUUCCAGUCUAAUUUAUUUCUGUGUUGUGUCAUUAUUUUGUUCAUGACACAGAAGUGGUAAUGUAGAAUUGAAAACAAUAUUGUCACCUGUUCUAAAAUGGCUAUGUUUUGGACCUUUUAUCUACUUAGCUGUGGUACAGAUAGUGGCUUCUCCAAGAAUUUAGCAUAUGCUGACUCACAUGAAUAUGAUAUUUGAAAUGCAUGGAAAAAAAAAAGGUCAGAUCCUAAGUGUCGGGUAAUUGUUGCUAGUUCUUUUAUUUGCUAAGUGAUUAAAGUCUACUAAAUUAUCUAUGUAAAGUGGGAAAUUGUGAAUAUAAGGAUAUAAAGAAAGUUCAAAGUUAAUGUUUUGUUAAGUUGUUAAAAGUUCUAAAAUAUAUUACUAACAACCUAAUAUAGAAACAUGUAACAGCU